This is a messenger RNA of Sturnus vulgaris (Common starling), 1311 nucleotides long. Lineage: Eukaryota; Metazoa; Chordata; Aves; Passeriformes; Sturnidae. The record is from RefSeq and is a predicted model, not a curated record.
CUUUGUGCUGGGCAGAGCUUCCCUGCACCCAGGCACCCUGGGAGAGUGGGGCUGCUGGACAAGCCUCCCCAGGCAGCACCCAGACACAGGCUGGGAGGGAGCAGCCACUGCUGAGCUCUGGGGCAGGUGUGGGAGCUGGUCUGAGCCUGGCACUGCAAGCCUGAGCUAUGCCACAAGAGGUGUCCAAGCUGAACCUGGGGAAGAAGAUCAGCAUCCCCAGAGAUGUGAUGCUAGAAGAGCUUUCUCUCCUCACUAACAAAGGAUCUAAGAUGUUCAAAUUACGUCAGCUGAGAGUGGAGAAGUUCAUUUAUGAGAAUAACCCUGAUGCCUUCACCGACAAUUCUGUGGAUCACUUUCAGAAGUUCAUCCCACCAGGAGGGCAUUAUGGGGACGAUGCUCAGGGCUAUGCCCAUGGGCGGAUGGUAGGAGGAGUGGCAGCUGGGCAGCACGGCUCUGGAACACAGCAGCAUCCCGGCGUCCCUCCCAGGCCCGGGAGCAGAGGAGGCGCUAGAGACGGUGAAGGCGAGCAUGCAGGGAAAUCAGCUGGAAGUGCUGGAGAAGGAGGUGAUGGUACUGAUAAAGAUGGAAAGUCAGGAGGCAAAAAAGUUACAAUAUUUAAAACCUAUAUUUCCCCUUGGGAACGAGCGAUGGGUAUCAGUCCUGAGGACAAAAGUCAGUUCUCCACGGACUUACUGUCAUACAGCCCCAAACCUGAUUUCCCCCAUUACAAGUCUUUUAACCGGACUGCCAUGCCUUACGGGGGUUAUGAAAAAGCAGCCAAACGGAUGACCUUCAAAGUGCCUCAGUUUGAUAUCUGCCCUUUGCUCCCAGAAUCUCUCAUGAUAUAUAAUCAAAACUUCAGCAAGAGACCCUCCUUCAACAGAACCCCAAUACCUUGGAUGCCUUCAGGCGACUUCUCAGAGUACCAGACUGCAGUCAAUGUGCCAGUGAGUGGUGAAACAGAAGAGCUUUAAAUCCCCACUGCCAAGACCUUCCUUUUUUUCUCAGCCCUUUCUAUUUGCAAGUUGAUAGUAAGGAGCAGAAAAGUGCAACUCUAGUUCUGUCAGCUCUUCCUUUCUUUUGCCCAUAGCCAAGACAAGUCCCUAGCAGGUUCUAAACUCCUCUUCACUGUAUUGUUAAUCUAAAUCAGACACAGUUUGAGGAAAAGGAGCUUUUUAUUCACCAGCAUAUAAGAGAUCAAGACUAACGAAGUGUUUUUAUGGUUAGCAAUGCUACAUGCUGCCUGUCUGAUUGAUAAUAAACCUGUUUUGUCAUAUAUUAACAAAAAAUAAAACACCAAGAUGAAAAACA